Messenger RNA from Dermacentor silvarum, 949 nucleotides. RefSeq lists its product as uncharacterized. Bases 30 to 509 code for a protein of 159 amino acids. The transcript has 3 exons. Lineage: Eukaryota; Metazoa; Arthropoda; Arachnida; Ixodida; Ixodidae. The record is from RefSeq and is a predicted model, not a curated record.
CGGUGUGUGACGUCGAGGCGGCGGCGGCCAUGGCGUUCCCGCACCUUCAGGCACGCCGGUGCCUGUCGUUCCUGGCGGAAGUGCUCUUCCUCGCCGGCAUCAUCUGGCUCCUCCUGCUCACGGUGGCGUCGCUGCUGAGCUCGGGCAGCCAGAAGACCAGCGCCGCCGAGCACGCCGGCGGGCUGCUGGUCGGCCUGCUCUUCGUCCUCCCGGCCCCGCUGCUCUUCCUCAUGGACGCAGUCUGUAGGAGGACGCCCAGGACGCCGCAGGAUUUGUCACUGUGGCCAGCGGCUCGCCGACGUCGCCCGGCACCCGUGCAGCGCGAGCCGAGCCCGCCUUCGAGCCCCGGGCUGGCCGAAGAAGGCCUGGUGGUGCCCUUUCCGCCACCCGAAUCUCCGUGGUGGGCCGAGCGCCCGCCCACGUACGAGGAGGCGAUACGGAUGCCCAAGUUCGAGGACCUUCACACGCCCAGGGUACACCAGGCCCGAGUUUACUAUCAGGUUCCGUGAGCGGGAUCAGCCAGAUGCGCCGCCGCCUUCGCCACAUGUCCAAAUUUCUGCGGCCACCUCGGAAAGAGGUGGACAGCUGCCCGGCGAGUAUGGUUUGCCCAAAUCCACAGCCACUGCGGCCACUCAAGACCAGGACAGUUUGCUGCGCUCUCCCGCGAAAAGUAAAAGAAAGAGUGUGGGAGUGAUUCCACCCAGCCGGGCGUUUAAGCCUAGCCGGCAAGAAGGCACGUCCUCGUUGACUUGGGCUGGAAUUCAGACACCUUUGCCGACCAAACAGUCACAUAAAGCUUCUCAGCGUCACUUUCGUUUUUUUGUGUGUGUGUUACGCUUAAACGUCAUCGGUGCGCAUUCUGCAAAUUUUCGCGGUUAUUAAAUUGCCCUUCGCACGCACAUACGUUUUGUUUUUCCUAGGGCGAUUCCACUUUAAUGCGGUGUAUUAG